UCUAGUAGUGGAGGAAAUUCAAUGUGGCGCCCAAGGACGCCUGAUGCUACAUCUGGCAUCAUAGGUGCGGGCGUUUAUUUUCUUUUAGUGUCGAACAUUGAAACUUGUUAAGUAGAUAUUUAGUCUCGAUUACGUAUUCUCAGUUCCUUAGCUUUGGGUCAGUUCCAGGCACAGAUUGUAGAUAAAUUGCAGAACGCGUUUGCAGCGAUGGCCGACGAAAGAUUUGAUCUUUGCGAAUGCAUAUGGAACCAUGAAUUGGCGACGCAACGCCUACUCGCUAUCUUGAGGCAGAGCCAGAAUUACUGUACGGAGACUGAAUGUUUCUUGCCGGGAUCACGCGACGUUCAAGAGUCCUCAGACUUUUUCACGACUUGUUUAAUUAUUGCAUUCGGGAUCAUUAUGUACGUUCUUAGACCGAACUCGCUUCGUCGAUUGAGAAACGACAAUGCUAAAGAUUCAGAUAACAGACGUGAUUCAAACGAUGACCCUCCUGCACCGCCACCAACAGCGUUUUAAAACGAUAACAAUGAUAGCAAUAUGAUAACGCGAUAUGUUUUCGUGUGAAUUUUCAUGAUAGAAUCUCAUGAGUUCAUGAAAAAAGCGGGAGUAGAGAAAGGAUAAUAACGAUUUGUCCAAUUUAUAUAGCACUUGAAUACAUAGACUGCUACUAAGGAAUGUAAUUUCUUAUAUACACUAGAAAGCAUAAUUUAUACACAUUCUUUCUCUCUCUCACUUUUUCCUUCAGUCUUAUUACUAAUCUCUAUCGCAUACCGGGAGUAUGCGUGAAAAAUUCUAUAAGAAUAUUUUCAUUAAGUUAACCAAAUGAAAAAAAGAUAAAAUCGAAAAUCUAAUACUUCGUCGCGAGCGAGUUAAAAGUAAACUUUCGCGAGCACAUUCAUUUAAAAAACACACUGAAUUGUGGCAACCUGAAAUAAAUUGCCUUGUAUUAGAUUCUUACAAUAAUUGCAUCUAAUAAUCAUCACGAAAAGUUUUAAAUGUAUUUUGAUAUCUGAUGUUAUUGUAAAUAGCCUGAGUACCUGCAAUACAAUAGUAAUGUUGCAUUACGGUAUUUAUGUUAGUAUUGAUAUAAUUUUAUUGGAAAAAUGUAAAUUGGAAUUUUAUGGCGAAUUUAAAUAAUGUUAGACAAAGCGAAUGUCAUCUAUCGAUACCUGUUUAUUUUUAUUUUUUGCGCAUUGUAUAACCAUAGUAUAUAUUAAGGAGUUUUUCUUUCAUUUUGUUUUAUUUUAUUUUUUUUUUUUCAAGGGAAUGGUGCGAUCAGGAUAGAAAACUAGAUAUGAAUAUAGCAGUAUUACAGAUAAUUCAUUCGAUAUGAAUAAAGAAAAUUGAGUAUUUAGAAAAAAUUUUCGAUAAGUUGCGAAAUUGUUCAUUUUCUCUUUCCUCGAAUUAGUAAAAAUUUAAGCUUCGAGAAGUAGUAAUUUAAGAAUAGAACUUAACGACUGUCUGCGCUGAGAACGAAAUAAGGCAUUUACGAUAUAUUUAAAUGAAUUUAUCUCUUCCACUGUUGUACAUUCCCAUAUCAAAUUUUCGACAAUAAAAUAAAUAUCGUGCAUUCUACAUAA
Molecule: messenger RNA, 1580 nt
Organism: Hylaeus anthracinus
Lineage: Eukaryota; Metazoa; Arthropoda; Insecta; Hymenoptera; Colletidae
Product: small integral membrane protein 14
Exons: 5
Coding region: 208-516 (102 amino acids)
Cellular component (GO): endoplasmic reticulum
Source: RefSeq, a predicted model, not a curated record